Tachyglossus aculeatus (Australian echidna) is the source of this 3034-nucleotide messenger RNA. RefSeq names its product polycystin 2 like 2, transient receptor potential cation channel (gene PKD2L2). NCBI's taxonomy places the organism in Eukaryota, Metazoa, Chordata, Mammalia, Monotremata, Tachyglossidae. The record is from RefSeq and is a predicted model, not a curated record. Gene Ontology annotation, molecular function: calcium ion binding; calcium channel activity. The coding region runs from base 1 to 2193 and encodes 730 amino acids. Gene Ontology annotation, biological process: detection of mechanical stimulus. The transcript is spliced from 15 exons. Gene Ontology annotation, cellular component: membrane.
AUGGACCGGGCCCGGAGCCCGGGCCGCAGAGCCCCGGCAGCAGGGACCCCGUCGUCGGGCCGGGGGGCGGCGCCUCCCCAGGAAGCCCGGGGCCCCCAGCCUCCCGCCCCUCGAGGCCCAAAGCCCGCCACCGCCGUUGCCUCCGUCACCAGCCGCUCCGCCGAGAGCCCCGGAGGCGCCGGCAAGCAGGGUCCGGCCCAGGCCGGAGGCCGGGAGGCCGGGAAAGCUGAGAGUCCCAAGGAACCGAGCCCCGCCAAGCCCCAGAGGCCUCAGCCCGCGGCCCAGAGAGGGGCCGGGUCUGUGAAGACGAGCCUGAAGUACAGUAAAGAACUGGAAAUCAGAACUACCCUCCAGGAGCUGUCGAUCUAUCUUAUUUUCCUAACAGACUUGUGUAUUUUGACUUUUGGGAUGGUGAACACAGAUAUGUAUUAUUUAAACCAAGUCAUGGCCAAUCUCUUUUUGGAAACUCCCGUGUCUGAAAGUGAUAGGACCAAUUUUAGGACUAUCGCCAGCAUGGUUGACUUCUGGAAGUAUGCGGAAGGGCCGCUUCUGGAAGGUCUGUUCUGGGACAUGUGGUACAAUAAUCAGACCCUCCCUGGACACAAAAACAACAGUCAGAUCUACUACGAGAACUUACUUUUAGGGGCUCCCCAAGUCCGCCAGCUCAAAGUCCGUAACAACACGUGCACCGUUCACCCGUCGUUCCAGUCUCUAAUGAAAGAAUGUUACUAUGACUACAGUUUUAAAGGAGAAGACACAUCAAGUUUUGGCCUCAACAACGGACCAGAGUGGAAGUACUCUGCUUCUGUUUCCUUGUCUCCGUUUCACUGGGGAUCCAUUGGCAUUUACAGAAAUGGGGGCUUUGUCUUGACUUUGCCCUCAUCAAAGUCCAAGAGCUUGAAGAAACUCGCUUCACUCAGGCUGAACAGCUGGCUCACCCGUGGAACCAGAGUAGUGUUCAUUGACUUUUCCGUGUACAACGUGAACAUAAACCUGUUUUGUAUCAUUAGAUUGGUGAUCGAAUUCCCCGCAACUGGAGGCGCACUCCCUUCCUCGCAGUUCUUCUCUGUAAAGCUCCUCAGAUACAUCACUUUCUUUGAUUACUUUCUGGCAUCCUGUGAAGUCAUAUUCUGCCUCUUCAUAUUGGCCUUUACAGUCCAAGAAAUCAUAAAAAUCAAACACUUUAAGUUCGCCUACUUCAGGAGUGGCUGGAACUGGCUGGAAAUGCUACUGGUGGUGAUAUCAUGCUUUGCCAUUGCAUUUAACAUCUAUCGAACCGCAAAAGUGUCCCUUUUGCUGGACAAGCUGCUGUUAAAUGCCCAGGAAUAUCCAGACUUUUAUUUCCUCGCAUAUUAUCAAACUCAGUACAACAACGUGAUUGCGAUCAAUGUCUUCUUUGCCUGGAUAAAGAUAUUCAAAUUCAUCAGUUUCAAUAAGACGAUGUCCCAGUUGUCAUCCACCUUGUCCCGCUGCGCCAAAGACAUCAUUGGCUUCGCCAUCAUGUUUUUCAUCAUCUUCUUUGCUUAUGCUCAGUUUGGAUACCUGGUCUUUGGCUCCCAGGUUGAAGAGUUUUCCACUUUUCCAAACUGCAUAUUUACCCAAUUUCGAAUCGUCCUGGGCGAUUUCAAUUUUGUCAGCAUUGAGCAGGCCAACCGGGUCCUGGGGCCCAUUUAUUUCAUCACCUUCGUCUUCUUCGUGUUCUUCGUGCUUCUGAACAUGUUCCUGGCUAUUAUUAAUGAUACCUACUCUGAAGUGAAAGCUGACUUUUCUGUGAUUAAAAGUCCAGACUUUGAGAUCAGUGAUCUCAUUAGACAAGGAUACAACAAAGCGCUGGUGAAACUGAAACUGAAGAAAACCAAGAUAGAUGAUCUUUAUGGUCCCGAAUUGCAAGACAAGGACUUGAAGGAAAUGGAGGAUUUGGCUUCACUCUCUGGAAAAGGAGUCAUGGACGAAAAGAGCAUUCAGAGCGCGAUCCGGAUGAAAAAGUGGAGAGACAGGCUUCAGCAGAAGUAUUACUCUCUAGAAGAGCCAGCUGCUUUCCUGGACCACGCAGAGCCCGUCAGCCAGCAAGAAUUCCAGCAGCUCUUUUUAUACAUGACCGAGCUGGAGAAGCAAUUACACUACCUCAGUUCCAAGCUGAACCACGUGAUGAAGAAGAUCUCUGCCACUAAUGAGGCAGCCACAAAGACGUGAGUGAGCAGUGGAAUGAGACCACAGAGAAACCAUUCAUUUCUGGUCGGCCCAACUGUUCAAGCAAAUUGGAACUCUCUCCAACUAUGGGCCAGGGCCUCCCUCCGAUGCUGCAAACUGCUCGUCAGACCGACAUCAAAUCCAUCCCUCGCGCAUAACCCAGCCGACAGGACACGAGGAACUAUGCCAGUGAGCGGAACGGAACUCUCUGCUGUCUUCUGGCAGAAAUGGUGGGGGUGGUGUCAGUGAGCAGGGCGUCCUUCAGGGUGGGAGGACAGUGGUCCAGGAACCCAGGGGAGAAAGUGAGCAAGGGGGAGGAUGGAUACAGCCAGCCCCACCCCCCGACUGUACUUCCCUUGGGUCCGGCAUCAGGGUGGGUGCCGUAAGUCCCUCUCUUCCCCGCCAUGCCUGCAGGCAGACCUCGGUGCCAGGCCAGUGGGACACCUACUGCUCCCGCCCCAGCUUCCAGGGUAGGGGCCAGACUUCCCACUGAGCAACUCCAGGCCCUGCAGACUUCACAGGAAGAUGGAAGCAGCCCCCUCGCCUCAAGCCAAAGAAAGCAGCCAGAUGACCCGUGGUGGUGGUCUGCCACCACCACUGAAACCACCCCCUUGUUGGGGGCCCUACAAAGUCAAGGCUUCCCAAAGAAGUUCCCUGAAUAAAGUGCUUCACAAACAUUUCCUCCUGCUCCCAGGCACGAGAGAAAAGCCUGAGGUCCAGAAUGGACGUGGACCACCACUGAUUUAAACUUCAGAAAUCCUUCUAAACCAGGAAUCCCAUCAGAGCCCGACCUGUGAUCUGACGCUUCAAAGCCAGUAGGGCCCCUGGGGUUUUGGUCUAGUAA